GUGGUUCUGAACUAAAAGAGCGCCCUGGGUCGGAAACGGAUAGCAAUUUGGACCACAGUACGAACACUUCGACAUGACAUCACAAAAUGUACAAUUUGACUUUAUCAUUUCCGACCCCGUGUCGAACCUCAAGCCCGGAAAAAGCUUACAGAUCAGGAGCCGAUGUAUGCUAGGCAGGAAUAAGCGCGAAGGCUCGAGGAGAACGCAGCGAGAGAAGAGAAAGAUCGCGAAUGCGAUGGUACCAAGGGUUCCGCCAAAUAGAGCACCCCGGCAUUCGACUACCCUCUCGCCACCAGAGCCCUUGAUCAAAGAUAUCGUGCGAACCCGCUUUUCUGGGCGCGGAAUUGAUCCCGAGGCCGAAAUGCUUCUUGCUGAUGCAUUCACAUUUAACUUUCUCGCCAAUGACGUUACACCUCUGGAACGCUGUACCAAUCUCAACUGCCUUGAAUCGGCGUGCUUCUCCUGGCUUUUUACGGACACGACUUUUCUACAUUCCAUGCUGUGCGCGAGCUACGCCAUCAAAGACUUCAAGUCUCCUCAGUCGAAGGGCAAUCCGGGUGUUCAGACGACAUUCCAUCUCCAGGAAACCCUGUCAUUGUUACGCAUCAAGAUGCAGAAGGCGUUCGCACACCAAGACGAAUCCGUCCUCCGGGUCAUCAUAAACCUCACGCUAUUGGCUAUUGGGUUUGGAGACUGGGCUACAGCAGCCACACACCUUGAAGGCUUGCGUGAAAUUGUGCAGCUUAGGGGAGAUGCGGCAUUUCUCGAAGAGAGACCAACCCUGCAUUACAAGCUCGAUCGGAUUGACCUUGCAUGGUCUCUCGCAUCUGGCCGAAAACCUUACUUCAUGCAGCCUAUAAAGUCAUGGGACUGCCGCAUACGAUGUCCAUACCCAACUCCACCUCCAGAUCUCUACCAGCCACCGGCAGCAGCCUGGGACUAUCGGAUCGUGAAUGUCUUCAAAGACUUUCAAAAUCUUGCCACAUUCCAACUCCCAGGGCAUAGGAUACCGUAUGACUGGGUGGUCGAGCAGCUGAGAACAAUGUACAUCACUGCAGAUAGCGACAUGAGACAAGACAAAAGUCUACUGCUCUGGGGUUUACUCACCGCUUCGAUUACAGUAGCUAGGAUACAAGAUACCUGGAUACGAGAUGCAUUGAGAACUGCUGUAGCUGGACUUGAAUGGAAAGACGUUCAGGCGCAUGUCUCGAGAGUAAUGUGGAUCGAGAUUGUACAUAACAAGCCUGGCCAGAAGGCAUACGACCGAGUUAGUAAUGUGAAGUCGCACACUUGGCACACUAGCUAA
Bipolaris maydis ATCC 48331 is the source of this 1306-nucleotide messenger RNA. RefSeq lists its product as uncharacterized. Lineage: Eukaryota; Fungi; Ascomycota; Dothideomycetes; Pleosporales; Pleosporaceae. The record is from RefSeq and is a predicted model, not a curated record.